Messenger RNA from Varanus komodoensis (Komodo dragon), 2562 nucleotides. Its product is annotated as vomeronasal type-2 receptor 26-like. The coding region runs from base 1 to 2562 and encodes 853 amino acids. The record is from RefSeq and is a predicted model, not a curated record. Gene Ontology annotation, cellular component: membrane. Gene Ontology annotation, biological process: G protein-coupled receptor signaling pathway. The transcript has 6 exons. Gene Ontology annotation, molecular function: G protein-coupled receptor activity. Lineage: Eukaryota; Metazoa; Chordata; Lepidosauria; Squamata; Varanidae.
AUGCAGCUUCUUUCACUGCUUCUUCCACAUCAUGCACAUUCUAUCAAUUGCACCACAACCGAUGAUCCUCUCCCUAUUCCUCAUAAAUUCUACCAGCCAGGUGAUGCUGUAAUUGGUGGGAUUGUUUCUCAGGUCUUCUUCCUCCAUAAUAUCCUUUCUUUUGUGGAACAGCCUGCACAAACACGGCUCGGUGAACCAAUUUCUGUACCAAAGAACUACCAACAUGUCCUGGCCUUGGCAUUUGCUGUGAAGGAGAUCAAUGAGGAUCCUCGGAUCUUACCCAAUAUCUCCCUGGGCUUCCACAUCCUCAAUAGUUACUACACACCAAGGAUGACCUUCAAGGCCAUCCUGAACCUGCUUUCCACACAGCACAGGUUUGUUCCCAACUUCAAGUGUCACAACCAGAAUAAUGUGAUUGCUCUCAUUGGAGGAUGCCUCUCUGAAAUCUCUGCCAAUAUAGCUAUUCUUUCAGCUACUCAUAAGACACUGCAGCUCACCUAUGGAUCAUUUUUGCCACCAGAAGGGGCUAAAACACAAAUGCCCUUUUUGUACCAGAUGGUUCCAAAUGAAGCACAUCAAUACCUGGGAGUUGUGAGACUGCUUCAGCAUUUUGGAUGGACGUGGAUUGGGCUUGUUGCUGUGGAUGAUGACAGAGGAAACAGGUUCUUACAGACCAUGGUGCCAAUGCUUUCCCAGCAUGGAAUCUGCUAUGAAUUUAUAGUAAGGAUCCCCAAAUGGUCUUAUAUAGAAGAGAUGAUAGCCUUGGGUAUGAAAGAUCGCAGUAACUUUGAAAUUUUAUUUGACUGCAAAGCCAAUGUUUUCUUUGUAUAUGGGGAGCCACCAUCAUUUCAAGUACUGAGAAUGUUGUUCUUUAUAGCACCCUUCUUUGAAUUUCCACCACUGGGUAAAGUUUGGAUUACUACUUCCCACUGGGAUUUUGCAUCAGUGCCUCUUCAAAGAAAUUGGGAUAUACAAACUUUCCAUGGCUACUUAUCAUUCAGUGUUCACUCAAACCAGCCCUUAGGAUUCCACAAGUUUGUGCAGAUGGUUAGACCUUCUUGGGCCAAAGGAGAUGGUUUCAUCCAAGACUUCUGGGAACAUGCAUUCAACUGUUUGCUAAGCCUGGCUGACAUGAUACAAGAUGGCAAAGUGACCUGCUUAGGGGAUGAGAAGCUCGAGGCUCUUCCUGGUAUUUUGUUUGAAAUGAGUAUGGUUGGACACAGUUAUAAUGUCUACAACGCUGUCUAUGCUGUGGCGCAUGCUUUGAACGCUUUAUAUGAAUCCAGGUUCAUACACAGAAAAUGGCUCCAUCACUUUCUAAGCACCAUCUCAUUCAAUAACACUGCUGGAGACACUGUGCAUUUUAAUGAAAAUGGAGAGCUGGUUGCAGAGUUUGAUGUUACUAACUGGCUGAUGUUCCCCAAUGGCUCCAUGGCUAGAGUGAGAGUCGGAAGCCUGAACCCCCAGGCUCCAGCAGACCAAGAGUUAACCAUUGAUGAUGACCAAAUCAGGUGGCAUACAAGCUUUAAUCAGGCUCUGCCACUUUCUGUGUGCAACGAUAACUGCUAUCCAGGAUACAGCAGGAAAAAGAGGGAGAGGGAGCCAUUUUGCUGCUAUGACUGUGCUGCAUGUCCAAAAGGAAUGAUCUCCAACAGGAAGGACAUGGCGACCUGCAUCAGAUGUCUGGAACAGUUGUAUUCCAACAAGGAACAAACUCAAUGCAUUCCCAGAAUUCCCAGUUUCCUUUCUUAUGAAGAAACCCUCGGAAUACAUUUGACAAUCUUGACUGUUUACUUCUCCUUCAUCACAGCUCUAGUGUUUGGACUCUUUCUGAAGCACAAGGACACCCCAAUAGUUAAAGCCAACAACAGGAGUAUCACCUACAUCCUCCUCAUUUCCCUCCUUCUUUGCUUCCUCUGCCCCUUGCUCUUCAUUGGGCAACCUGCAAAGGUGACCUGCCUUCUCCGACAAAUGGUGUUUGGCAUUGUCUUCUCUGUGGCCCUUUCCAGCAUCUUGGCCAAAACCAUCACUGUGCUUCUGGCAUUCAUGGCAACCACACCAGGGUCCAGGAUGCGGAAAAGGAUGGGGAAAGGACUUGCCAUAUCAAUUGCCCUUUCCGGCUCCUUGAUUCAAACAGGCUUUUGCUCACUUUGGGUAAUCACAUCUCCUCCUUUCCCAGAUGUGGACAUGCACUCACUGGAUGGGAAAAUCAUUCUAGAAUGCAAUGAGGGCUCUGCUCACAUGUUUUACUCUGUUUUGGGCUAUUUAGGUGUCUUGGCAAUUGUCAGUUUCAUUGUGGCUUUCUUAGCCAGGAAGUUGCCUGACAGUUUCAAUGAGGCCAAAUUUAUCACCUUCAGCAUGUUGGUGUUUUGCAGUGUUUGGUUCACCUUUGUCCCAUCCUACCUGAGCACCAAAGGGAAAUAUGUGGUGGCUGUGGAGAUCUUCUCCAUCUUGUCUUCCAGUGCUGGGCUGCUGGGUUGCAUCUUUGGACCUAAAUGCUACAUUAUUGUUCUCAGGCCUGCACUGAACAGCAGGGAGCACCUAAUGAGAAGGAAAAACUAA